UUGUUUAGAAAAGAUUACCUUAUUGAUAUAUUACUAAAGUUUAAACGUGACUUAUUAUCAAGUGUUUAUUGAUCUAAACUUACAGAUUUUUAUUAUUAUUUUUUAGACAGAUUAAAAUGCUUUCAUUAAGAGGAAUAAAACUGAAUGUAAGUGUUGCUAACCGUGGAUUACAUUUAUUGAGAGACCAGGCUUAUGUCGAUGGAAAGUGGUUAAAAGCAAAGAGUUGUCAGACAUUUCCAGUUUUAAAUCCAGUCGACAAAUGCGUCAUUACAAAUGUCCCUGAUAUGAAUCAAGAUGAUACUCAAAUAGCUAUCGAUGCUGCAUCUAAGGCAUUUGAGACAUUUAAAUCAACGACAGCAAAGGAGAGAAGUGAUUUGUUAAGAAAUUGGUAUAAUCUUAUGGUUAAACAUUCUGAAGAUUUGGCACAAAUUUUAACCAAGGAAAAUGGUAAAUCGUUGGCUGAAUCUAGGGCAGAAAUUAAAUAUGGAAAUUCUUUUAUUGAAUGGUUUUCUGAACAAGCAAGGCGCAUUAAUGGUGAAGUCCUUCAAGCUCCCAUUCAUAACAGGGAAUUGCUUUUAUUGAAACAACCGGUCGGAGUAUCUGCUUUAAUCACGCCAUGGAAUUUUCCUCAUGCAAUGAUCACUCGAAAAGCAGGUGCUGCUCUCGCAGCUGGAUGUACCUGCGUCGUUAAACCAUCUGAGGAUACACCGCUCACUGCAUUAGCAUUAGCCGAUCUCGCAGAAAAAGCAGGCUUUCCUACUGGUACUUUUAACGUAUUAACAACAAGUAUUAAAAAUUCUGCUGCAGUUGGUAAAGAACUUUGCGAUAAUCCUAUAGUGAGAGUCGUGUCAUUUACUGGUUCUACUGCCGUUGGAAAGAUUUUGUAUCAACAGUGCGCAGGAACCAUGAAACGCCUUAGUCUUGAACUUGGAGGUAAUGCACCAUAUAUCGUUUUCAAUUCUGCUGAUUUGGAUGCUGCCGUUACUGGGGCAAUGGCAAGCAAGUUUCGUAAUACAGGCCAAACUUGUGUUUCUGCAAAUAGAUUUUUUGUACAAGCAGAAGUAUUUGAUAAGUUUGUUGAAAAAUAUUUAGUUAAAAUUAACAGUGAAAUUAAAAUGGGCGAUGGUAGCAAAGUGGGUAUCACUCAUGGACCUCUUAUCAAAGAUAGCCAAUUGAAAAUGAUUGAUGAUUUGGUUCAAGAUGCAAUUUGCAAGGGAGCAAAAGUACAUUGUGGUGGAAAACCAUUACCUGAGCUGGGUCCAUUAUUUUAUGCUCCUACGUUACUCACAGACGUUACUAAAGAUAUGAAAAUAUAUAAUAAAGAAAUAUUUGGUCCUGUUGCUGUUAUUAAUAAAUUUCAUAAAGAGGAAGACGUUUUGAAGGAAGCUAACAAUACUCCCGUGGGAUUAGCUGGAUAUUUUUAUUCGCAAGAUAUAUCCCAGAUAUUCAGAGUAGCAAGGAAGAUGGAAGUUGGUAUGGUGGGAGUGAAUGAAGGAUUAAUAUCAUGUGCUGAGGCUGCAUUUGGGGGCGUAAAGGAAUCAGGAUUGGGAAGAGAAGGAUCUAGUCAUGGCAUAGAUGAUUUUGUUGAUAUUAAAUACGUGUGUAUAGGAAACUUAAGGCAUUAAUUAUCAAGUAGUUAAAAUUAAGCAGAUAUAAUUGGUAAUCUGAAACAAAAUCCGAAGUACAAUUCUAAAUAUAUAUCUUGAGGGCUUCCAUUAAAAUAUUCAAAGUAUUAUUAGUUUUAAGGUAAUAUAUACUUUUAUAGGGAGAGUAAACAAGUAAUCAUUGUAUAGAUUCAAAUUAUAUUAUUUU
Molecule: messenger RNA, 1812 nt
Organism: Polistes dominula (European paper wasp)
Lineage: Eukaryota; Metazoa; Arthropoda; Insecta; Hymenoptera; Vespidae
Gene: Ssadh
Product: succinic semialdehyde dehydrogenase
Biological process (GO): GABA catabolic process
Cellular component (GO): mitochondrion
Molecular function (GO): succinate-semialdehyde dehydrogenase (NAD+) activity
Source: RefSeq, a predicted model, not a curated record